Molecule: messenger RNA, 3644 nt
Organism: Bactrocera neohumeralis
Lineage: Eukaryota; Metazoa; Arthropoda; Insecta; Diptera; Tephritidae
Gene: koi
Product: klaroid protein
Biological process (GO): nuclear envelope organization
Cellular component (GO): meiotic nuclear membrane microtubule tethering complex; nuclear envelope
Molecular function (GO): protein-membrane adaptor activity
Source: RefSeq, a predicted model, not a curated record
AAGUGUAGUGUUAAGAAAAUACAAAUUCAGCUACGUGUAUGUUGUGUUGAACCACUGCCAGUGCUAAACGUAACGGCGCAAUGGCAGAAUUCUUCAAAUAUUACAGUUGGUUGACCUUUCUUCAAAGUGAACACGUUGCCAAUAUAAUGGAUGAUUAUCAAAUAGAAACGCGUCGACGUUCACGUUCAAAAACACCCUUCCUACGUUCCAGUUGCGACCACGAAAACUGCGAACAUGCUGGCGAGGAGGGCCAUACACAUCAUCACCAACAGAAAAAGAAGGUGCCCAAUGUGCAAACUAUUGUGGAGGAAACCGUGGAGGUGGCAUCAUCUAUCUUACCAGCAAAACAAACACAAAAAUCUAAAACAUCAGAUUACUCCAGCGAAGACACAAGCCCGGAGAGUAAAUCAAAGAAGACCUCAAUAAGUAUCAACGAAGAGUCUUCACAGAAGUCCAAACAAAUGUCGUCGUCGUCAACGAAUAGGACCUCCACCACCACAACCAGCACUACGGUGGUCACAAAACGCAAACGUGUUGCCGCCUCCACACCAAAGGCCAUAGAGAACUAUUUACAAGAGAGUUUUGCCUCACAGUUCACCGGCGGCACUGGUGUCGAGGCUGCACGGCAAAGUUAUAAUGAAAUUACCCAAAAUGCGCUCAAUACAGAAUUUGAGCGUUCACUGCGCAGGGCGGAAGCCGCCGGCAGCAAUAAUAGCAGCAUUAAUAAAUCGUAUAGUAAUAUUUUGAGCAGUUCAAAUGGCGAUCUUAGCGAUCACAUUGCAUACCUGGAAUACAAACGUGCCGGCGAGUACUGGAACACCACACAAACGGAUUAUACCUACUCGAAGCAUUCGUCGUUUCGACGGGAAUUGGCGCCCGGCAUUGUUGCCAUGCCGAAUAUGUCGCGUCUUGGCCUGAGAACUCACAAUGAACGUAUCAACCACAUGACCAAGCAACUCACCUAUGAUUCGGGUGAUGAAAUCGAUUACCAACUUGAUGGCUACCGCAAACGUCAAUACAAUCGAUAUAUGCAAGAACAGAAGCAAUCAUGGUAUACACGCAUCAUUACAACGAUUGUGACGACAAUCACCAGCGCAUGGUCAGCGGUGACUGGUGGUGGUGCAGCUGCUGGUUAUGACAGUUCAUUGUACACAACGAAAUACGGACAGGAGGAACGAGGUUUCUUUGGCUCCAUUGCCCACGGCAUAUCAUCGUCCAUAUCACAACUCUUUCGUUAUGUUUACAUAUCGAUUUCAUCUCUACUUUGUUUGGAUACUUGGCUCUUGCAAUCGUCUAAUGCCGACUCCAAAGGCAGAAAACGCUUUCUGCUGCUACUGUUGAUCUUAUUGCCAUUGCUGUUGUUGGGCGCAUGGUGGUUACAGGAUGAGGAAGAUCGCGCCUACUACCUACAACGCACACAAUCUCUUCUGCCUGUUUCGCUGCUUGCUAGUUGGCAGAGUGCCCUCUACAACGGCGGCAACUCCUUCAAAGGCUACAUCCAACAGCUGCCGGACAAUGUUAAGACCUCAUUCAACCAUUACUACGCCAGUUAUGUGGGUGGUGGUGCAGCAGGCAGUGGUGAUUCCGAGGCGCACAUGCAUAUACACAACAUCGAGCAGCGACUUCAAAAAGCGCUCAGCGCCGAGGAAUAUGAAAACAUAUUGAAUCAUGUGAACAGUUAUGUGCAGGAAUUGAUUGACUUGAAGUUGGCGAAACAACAGCGUGAGCAAGCACUGCGCGCUGAACAAUUGAGUCCUGCGCAGAUGCAAAUGAUUGCAAAGUUGGUGCUCGAGACUGUGGCACAAGAAAAACUAAAGUGGGGAAAUGCUGAAGCAAAGUUGGCUGAGCUGAGUGAGGCCGAGGUACUUCGACUGGCCGAGUUGGUUCGAGUACAGUUAGAAGCCAGUGAUUGGGCGGACCGACCGGUGCCGCUGUCUGGUGAAAAUCUGUUAGAAAUAAAACGCCUGAUAACCGAACACAUGGAAUUGCAUGAACACAAACAUUAUACGAUGCUAUUGGAGCGCAUUGAUUUGGACGCGUUGUUGCUGCGUAUUUUAAGUGCACCACAGUUGGCCAAGUUUGUGGAUGGGCGCAUCGCUUUGGCGCUGGAGAGCAAACAUUUGCAUACAGAAAAGUUGCAUGAGGGCUCCGGUCACAGCGCUGCCUACAGCGAGCAACAACGACUUAUCAAUGAGCUAAACAACGAGAUAGCCUUUAUCAAACUUGCACUCUCCGACAAGUUAACCGAAAAUGAAGGACUUCAUCAAUCCAUAUCUAAGUUGAAGGUGACGCAAGAUGAUUUACUUAAGCGUAUGCAGGAUCAUGAGUUGGCCACAGAUAAACGCUUCAGUGGAUUGUUGUUGGAGAUAGAAAGCAAGCUGGCCACACUCAAAGAUGAGCCAUUCAAGUUGCUCAACCAACAAAUCAAGUUGUCGCUAGUAGAAAUACUAGGUUUCAAGGCAACCACACCUGGCGGCGCGCCCCUGGAGGAUAUCGAUUUGCAGAACUGGGUGCGCAGUAUGUUUGUGGCGAAGGACUACCUCGAGGAGCGUUUGUUGGCACUCAAUAAAGGCACCGACAAUAAGAUACGUGAGGAGAUAGAUCGGUCCGGCAUGUUGUUGAUGCGUGAUAUUAACGAGCGUCUGAAGAGCGUGUCAGCGUUAAAGGAACAAAUCAACACGGCAUUGUCUGAGGAGGAGGUACAUAAGAUAGUAAAAUCGGUGUUGAACGUUUAUGAUGCCGACAAAACAGGUUUGGUGGACUUUGCGCUGGAGUCUGCUGGCGGACAGAUACUCUCUACGCGCUGUACUGAGAACUACCAGACCAAAUCGGCACAGAUAUCCAUAUUUGGCAUACCUUUGUGGUAUCCCACCAAUACGCCACGCAUAGCUAUUUCUCCGCAGGUACAGCCUGGUGAAUGCUGGGCAUUCCAAGGAUUUCCGGGCUUUUUGGUUUUAAAACUAAAUUCAAUGGUAUAUGUAACGGGCUUCACGUUGGAGCAUAUACCGCGUUCCCUUUCACCAAACGGACGCAUUGAUUCAGCGCCAAGAAAUUUCACAGUUUGGGGUCUGGAACACGAGAAAGACUUCGAGCCAGUGCUUUUCGGUGAGUAUGAGUUUGUAGAUAACAAUGCCUCCUUGCAAUACUUCCCCAUAAAGAACAAGGACAUCAAGCGGCCAUAUGAAAUUGUGGAGCUGCGUAUUGAAUCGAAUCACGGCCAUGCGCAGUACACGUGUCUAUAUCGCUUCCGCGUGCACGGUAAACCGCCAGCAGCGUAAAUCACAGGCCAUAGGUUGCCAUAGCCAUAGGUCUUUAGUUGAUAGUUAUAUACUUAUUUAUUAAUAUAGUUUAUUGUAAAAAGUUUUUUUUUUUAAAUUAGAAUGUUAAUCUAGAAUAGCGGUACUUACAAUUGCAAACUAAUGAAUGUAAACUUUGUGCCUUAAAGAAUUUAAAACAGUAAAGGAAGAGAGCAAACACUAUUGAGAGCACACAGUUGCACAGUUUGGAAUUGCAGGCCUUAGAUAACCUCAAAAACCGACUAACCUAAACCUAAUGUUACUAAUAGUCAAUACAUUACUUAGAUAUGAACACACAAUUUUGUAAAUACAUAAGAAUUAAUAAAUGCUGCCACAGUGAAGAAUAUA